CUCGCGAUAGUUGCGGUGGCUGGAACAGAGGAGCAGAGCAGGAAACUUGACAUGUCAACAAAACAGAUUAAUAAUCACCACACAGGCAUGUAAGGUUUGUGCCGGUGUGGAAUAGUCUGACGGGUAACCUCACCAGGGACCUCGACCUCCUCCACCAGCAUCUUCACCUGCUGUCUCCAUGACAACCCCUCCGCUUGUGUCGCCCUUUGGCGGGCAGCCUCCGCCGCCCCAGCAACAGCAGCAGGCCCAGGCAGCACGGGACGUCAACACGGCCUCGCUGUGUCGCAUUGGCCAGGAGACAGUCCAGGACAUUGUCCUCAGGACCAUGGAGAUCUUCCAGCUCCUCAGGAACAUGCAGCUGCCUAAUGGAGUCACUUACCACCCCAACACCCACCAGGACAGGCUGGGAAAACUCCAGGAGCACCUACGCAUGCUUUCUGUGCUGUUUCGCAAGCUACGCCUCGUCUAUGACAAAUGCAAUGAAAACUGCGCCGGGAUGGACCCCAUACCCCCAGAGCAAUUGAUACCCUUUGUCGAGGAUGACAGCUCAAAACACGAGGAUCGCUCAGCUGCUCAGAGCCGCCCCGCCACCGAGGAGAGGAGAGAAAUCCUGGAGGUCAAUAAGAAGCUCAAGCAGAAGAACCAGCAGCUGAAGCAGAUUAUGGACCAACUCCGCAACCUCAUCUGGGAGAUCAACUCCAUGCUGGCUGUCAGGAGCUGAGCCACACACACUCGAACACACACACACACACACACACACACAUUUGUUACAAGUGAUGGACAAGAAGAUACGGUCGUUAACUGGAUGUGCGACAGGGUACCACAGACAGGCUGAGGCUGCACUUUACAGAAGAAAAGGGGACUUUAGCAAUAUCGACACUGAGGAAGAGGUGAAACAAUAGAAGUAAAACCAAGAGGAGACAAAUGAAGACACCACAGAGAGCGAGAGGAGACAAGUGAAGACACCACAGGGAGAGAGAGGUGAGGAGACACUGGGAGAGGCAUCAGGGAGGUUGGCGCCGGCAGAGAAUAUUCUGUCUACCUCGAUAUUCUACAUUUCAAUCAGCAUUAAGACUGAAUCAAUCUGAAGAGUUGAUAUAUUAUGUUUUAUCUAUUAGUAGGCACUAGCUGAAUAGAGGGUUUAUGCCUGUGAUAUAUUCUAUUUAAUCCUCAAAUUAUAUACGUCUGUUACUUGCCCAUUUCUUAGUAUUAGAAUUGUGUGAAGGCUGAAUAGGUUUCGUAAGGCCCCUUAAAACUUUAAUAAGACAGACAUACACUGUGGCGAAAUUAUGAGUCUUGCUAUAUUGAUCAGCUUUUUGUAUUUGAUCUAAUAUCAAUGUCACUCAUCGAUGUUCUGCUCUGAUUGGACUUGACAUGUCAGUGCGAUGCCUUGUUAAGGAUUCUGCUCAACCAUAAAUCUCGCUGUGAUUUUUAAAGAGAAGUCAACGCUGUUUUUUGUUCUGUGAUUUUUGUUCAUCGGUGUAUCUGUUGUGUGUCCGGCAACAAUGGCAGCUUAUGAAAUGCAGAGCAAAGCACAACUUUUUAUGUGUGUUGGUAGUGAAUAGAACAGGUAGCUGUAAUAUAAUUGCAAGAAUAUGAUGCCAAAACUAGUGUAAGAGCUUAAAUCUUAAAAUAUUAUUAACCAGUAAGGCAUUCUCAGUAAACACCAGCAAGCCACUCACCUCUGUGUAUACCAGGGCUGCCCAGAGUGGGGCCUGCAGGCCAUAGCUGACCGACUGUAAGGUUCGAUUUGGCCCGCCAGAUGUUUGGAUUUUUAAUUAUUAUUUAUUAGUUUUCAUAAUCUGAGCACAUCUGGCAGAGUGACAAUGCACAGGAAGUCAGUCAAUUAAGGGAAUUUGGGAUGUGAGUACCAUUUUGCAUUUUAACAAUCCAACACAAUAGGUGCUUGCUUUCAGCCCGUGGCCCACCAUUAACUUUCAGUUUUGGCUCCUGGUAUAUGCAUUUAAAAUAUAAGACACUCCCAGACAGCAGUAAUCCAACACAUCUGUAUACUGCGCCUACACUGCAUGGAUUAUUUUGGCUUGUUUUGUAAAGUGCUGAGUGGGACAAUUUACACUGAAGAAAUCAGCUUUUCACUUCUUACUAUCAAUCAUACAUAUCAAUACUUACAGUAUAUUUGAGAUAAGAUAAUAUCAACAGAUAUGUCAA
This is a messenger RNA of Chelmon rostratus (copperband butterflyfish), 2169 nucleotides long. It is a transcript of the gene med30, whose product is annotated as mediator complex subunit 30. NCBI's taxonomy places the organism in Eukaryota, Metazoa, Chordata, Actinopteri, Chaetodontiformes, Chaetodontidae. The coding region runs from base 179 to 721 and encodes 180 amino acids. Gene Ontology annotation, biological process: positive regulation of DNA-templated transcription. The record is from RefSeq and is a predicted model, not a curated record. Gene Ontology annotation, cellular component: mediator complex. Gene Ontology annotation, molecular function: transcription coregulator activity. The transcript is spliced from 5 exons.